AACUAUAUAUAUAAUAUUUCUUCUGCAUAUAAUUUUGUUGUGUACACAAAAUAAUGGGAGAGAAAGAGAAAGUUGAAGGUAUCAUCACUGCCAUUUACAAACUAAAUCUUCAUUGUCAUCAAUGUUGGAGAGAUAUCAAAAAACCUCUUUCAAUAACACAAGGUGUUCAAAAUGUUGAAGUUGAUAUGGAGAAAAAUGAAAUUAGGGUGAAGGGUUCAAAUUUGGAUGUCCUAAAAAUUCAGAAGCAAAUAGAGAAGUUGAGCAAGAAAAAAGUUGAAUUGAUUUCUCCCAAAGUGAAGCCCAAAGAUAAAGACCCUCCUAAACCCACUGCUGACAAACCCAAACCAACCAUUGUCAAUCGCACAAUAACAGCUAAGGUUCACUUGCACUGCCCCAAAUGCGAGCAAGACUUGAAGAACAAGUUGCUAAAGCAUAAAGGAAUAUAUAGUGUGAAAACAGACAUAAAAGCUCAAACCCUAACAAUGGAAGGAAGCAUCGAAGCAGAGAAGUUCAAAUCUUAUUUGAAGAAUAAGCUACAAAAACAUGUAGAUAUUACAGUGGAUACGAAAUCGACUGAUUAUUCAUCGAAGUCGACGGCGGUAGCAUCGGAGAAGAAGAAAGAAAGUAAUACUGAUCAAAAAGAGAAGCCAAAAGAAAAAGCUUCAUCUGAUACAACAACAACGACAACUACUGACAAGACGACUAUUGUUGUUGCAGAGAUUCAAAGUAAAGAGAAUAAUAAUAAAAAUGAUAAUGUCCCUUAUUUCAUUCACUAUGUGUAUGCUCCUCAAUUGUUUAGCGAUGAAAAUCCAAAUGCAUGUAGAGUAAUGUAAACUUGUGAUUAACUGUUCUAUUGUUUUGUUAAUUUCUUUCCAAAA
Messenger RNA from Cucumis melo (muskmelon), 878 nucleotides. RefSeq names its product heavy metal-associated isoprenylated plant protein 4. The record is from RefSeq and is a predicted model, not a curated record. Lineage: Eukaryota; Viridiplantae; Streptophyta; Magnoliopsida; Cucurbitales; Cucurbitaceae. The coding region runs from base 54 to 833 and encodes 259 amino acids. The transcript is spliced from 4 exons. Gene Ontology annotation, molecular function: metal ion binding.